AUGGUAGUCAAUAGCAUUCGUUGCAGAUCCAUGAUGAAGGUGGUUUGCGUGUUCCUUGCAAUGUUGCUAGUUAUUGCACUAGCAUCUGAGACAACUACGUUACGAAUCAUUGAAGCAUCACCAAUGUCAUCACCAACGCUGACGUUCACACGAAUGCUAUUCUCAGACAACAUUUCGUACGUGAAACGAGGGAAGAAAUCCAACCAGGUGACGCCAGAGGAGCAUCCCGGAACACAGCAAGUACUUGGAGGAACAACUUGGAAGUCGAUUGAAACUCCGCCUGUUCUUAACAUUUCGAAGGAUGACAAUGUUUCUCGAUCAAGCAUCGAACACGGACUAACUCAACUUCGGGAGAAGGAUAGAAUAGAAAGGGACAUGGCUGCCAAGAACAUGAGUGUCUCUCAUGACUCGCCUACUUUCAUACAUCAGACCCUCUUCAAGAGUUUCAGUCCGCAGUCCAUCACAGCACAUCACCAAAUGUCAUCACCAACGCUGACAUUCACACGAAUGCUAUUCUCAGACAACAUUUCGUACGUGAAAACGAGGGAAGAAAUCCAACCAGGUGAGCCAGAGGAGCAUCCCGGAACACAGCAAGUACUUGGAGGAACAACUUGGAAGUCGAUUGAAACUCCGCCUGUUCUUAACAUUUCGAAGGAUGACAAUGUUUCUCGAUCAAGCAUCGAACACGGACUAACUCAACUUCGGGAGAAGGAUAGAAUAGAAAGGGACAUGGCUGCCAAGAACAUGAGUGUCUCUCAUGACUCGCCUACUUUCAUACAUCAGACCCUCUUCAAGAGUUUCAGUCCGCAGUCCAUCACAGCAGCAAGAACAGGCUUCAUGAUAGACUGCGCUACUGAAUUCAUCAUGGAUCGUUUGCAGCUUAAUAAGACCGACAUAACUUUCGACAUCAUCGUCUCGGACCAACUGGCCCAAGAAGAGUUCUGCGAUCAGGACCAAGUUUCGUCCUCUUGCGAGGCCUUCAGCAAGUACAGGUCCUCCAACGGCACCUGUAAUAACUUGGCCAACCCACUGUGGGGAGCCACUUUCAGGCCCUUCCGCCGCGUUGCUCCGCCUGACUAUGGCAACGGAGUGUCGAGCCUCCGCCGUUCCCAGGACGGGCAGCCACUUCCCAGCGCCCGCCGAGUCAGCGCAGCGGUUAACAGCAUCCGGCCAAACGGGGAAUCUUUUCUCCUCUCUGUCCUUCACAUGACCUACGGGCAGUUCCUUGACCAUGACCUGACCUUCACGCCUUUGAAUAAAGGUAUGUAUGGAGAUGCCAUUCCAUGCUGCCCUGACGCCCUGGGAGACCCCACUUUACUCCACCCUGAGUGCGCCGCCAUUUCCAUCCCUGCAGACGACCCUUUCUACUCCAGGUUCAACCAGACGUGCAUGGAGUUCAUCCGCUCGGCUCCCGCGCCACGGUGCCUGUUUGGUCCACGAGAACAAAUGAAUGAGAAGACGGCAUAUAUCGACGGCUCUCAGGUCUACGGCAUCGAUGACGAGAUGAUGAAUUCACUGAGAACGAUGGACGACGGUCUGCUUAUUGCUCAGAUGACGAAUGAAGGCGAGGAGCUUCUCCCUGCAAACACGGACUUAACAAACGAGUGCAACAAGGCAGAACAAGCCAGCAUGAACCAGUUUUGCUUCCGGGCCGGGGACAGAAGAGUGAAUGAGCAAGUUCUCCUCGUUCUGUUCCACACCGUAUGGGCUCGUCACCACAACCAUCUAGCGUCUCGGCUGAAGAACAUCAAUCCUUCCUGGAAUGAUGAAGAGCUGUUCCAGGAGGCCCGCCGAAUCGUGGGCGCUCAGCUCCAACAUGUUACCUACAACGAGUACUUGCCGCCCAUCUUCGGUGAGAACAUCAUAAAAGACUCUAAGCUGAAACCCUUGAAGAACAAGAAACGAAAGAACUUUUACAUACCUGAUAAGAGCGCUGCCAUCAGUGCUGAAUUUGCAACUGCUGCCUUCCGUUUUGGACACAGUCAGAUUGCUGGUCAUAUGGAGAGAGUGGAUGACUUCGGCGACAUUUCCUCAACUGAGACGUCUUCGGUGUUUAUGAAUCCUUUCGUCGUGUACAUGAAAGGCGCCGUUCCACAGCUGACGCGAGGGGAGGUUCGACAGAGCGCGGGAGACGUUGACCCAUUCUUUACACCGCAAGUGGCCGGCAAACUUUUCAAAGGGAUGAACAUGUUUGGACUCGAUCUGAUGUCCCUCAACAUACAGCGUGGCCGUGACCAUGGCAUUGCCUCGUACACGGCACUCAGAGCCUCAUGCGACUUGUCUUCCAUUCAUGACUUUCCUGAUCUCUCGGGAAUCAUGGAUGAGGAUGUGAUUGAAAUUCUAGAGGAUGUAUAUAGUCAUGUGGAUGACAUUGACCUGUUCGUCGGUGGUUUGGCUGAGCACCCGGUAGAAGGAGGAGUAGUAGGUCCCACUUUCGCUUGUAUUCUGCUGGACCAGUUCCUUAGGCUGAAAGUAGGCGACAGAUAUUGGUACGAGACUAAUGACAAGGAUACAAGGUUUAAGAAAGAACAAGUCAAAGAAAUUCGCAAAACAACCUUGGCGGGGAUCAUGUGCGAAGUGAUUCCAGAACUGACGGAGAUUCAGGAGAGCUCUGAAAGUGGCAUCUCGAGAAUCCAGUGGUAUCUUGCUCUUCUUUCCAAGAAUUGGACCUCAGCCACUGGAAAGGAAUGA
This is a messenger RNA of Penaeus vannamei (Pacific white shrimp), 2691 nucleotides long. The record is from RefSeq and is a predicted model, not a curated record. Lineage: Eukaryota; Metazoa; Arthropoda; Malacostraca; Decapoda; Penaeidae.